UGGAUUGGGAAAAAAAAAGUCCUAUUGAAUUCAAUUAACCACAUGAUCUGUUUUGUGGGAAUAAAAAUGGAAAGCAAAAGCUCUGUUCUUCACUGUACUGUUGGAGUACGCCUCAAAAACCCACAAUCUGACGCGUUUGAAGAACCUCGAGGAGAAGGUUAAGAGGAAUAUUCUUCUUCUUCUUCUUCUUCUUAAUCUUCUCCGUUUUUCAGUACUAAAUGGGAUCCGUUCUUCUUUGAGUUUUGACAAAGUCACAUGGAGAUUUGGACAGUUUGAGACCCACCCACAUACAUAUUCCACAUGGAUACCUCAGAUAUGGCCGAUUAGAUUGGGGCACAUUUGAUCUGACCCACAUAUUACAUUUUCUUUCCCUUUCUCUCUCUCUUAUUGUUAUUGUUUAAUUUGUUGACCAGUCUUCCCUAAUUGUUAUACAAAUCAUGUUUCUAUCUGUUUUUAUAUUCACUUAUAGUGCUACAUUCAAUUCUAUGACGUUCCUUCUUCUUCUUGAAUCAGCAGGGGAAGAUUCCCAUUUCGUGUUUUCUCUUUGAUUCUGUGUUUCCCUCUUAUAAGUAAUUGCUGAUUCUUUGACUGUUCUGUAUUUGCCUUUUAAAAUCUUGAUGAUUCUGGUUUCUGGGUCUCUCCUUUUAUUUGGUUUGAUUCUCUAGGGGUGUCAUUUUUCCUUUGUUCCUUCGAAGUAUUCUGAUAUUGGGAGUAUUCCAUGCCAAACCCAAUUGGUAAAUUUUGUGGGAUUAAGAUUUUCAUUGCAAAACCAGUAUGGUGAUCUGAGAAAGAUUGGUGUUUUGUGAAGUAACUAGCUGGAAAAAGAUCUGUUGAUAUAAUUUAUGGUAUAAACAAGGAAGUAUUUCAAAGUUUGUUAUAUACCAGUUUCUUGAGAAGUGUUGAAAAUGGAAAUUACAGCCUUUAUUAUUUCCAUUUUGGGACUGGUAGGAGCCUAGAUUAUAUGAGAAGAGAAUAAAAGAUAUGGCUGCAAAACUUCUACAUUCCUUGGCAGAUGACAAUCCUGAUUUGCGCAAGCAAAUAGGAUGUAUGACUGGUAUUUUUCAUCUCUUUGAUCGUCAUAAUGCGAUCACAACGAAGCGAAUUAGUCACAAGAGGCUCCCUCCUGGUCAUUCCCAAUCAAAUGGUGGUGACUUGGUGAGUACUGCACAUCAACAAGAGAAACCAAAUGAGUCAAGUCUGAAUGAGAAUGUGAAUGACAAACAAAGCAUGCCUGCAGAAUCAUCCAGAGACUCUCUCUCCUCCUGUUCAUCAUCUUUGUCCUCUCUGGAGUGCAAUAAAACUGCACGACUAGAAGCCUUGUCCUUUUCCAGGACCAUUGUUCUUGAAAGUCCCUCAACGGGGUUGACAUUGAACCAGCUGAAUACCGCUAGCUAUUCAGAGAGGCAACCAUUCAAUAUCAAACAUGUAGUAAAAGAUUCUAUGCAUAGAGAAGUAAGAACAUCAUUUGUUAAAAUGACAGACAUGGAUGACUUUGGCCAUGGUGCGAAACAUAGGGACUCUCCAAGACCCCCUCCAAUGUCCAAAUGUGCAGAGGUUUCUUCAAGGGUUGCAAGAAACCAUAAUCAAGAUGCUCCAAUUGAUAUCAAGGAAUCUUUUAGAGUUCUUGCUGAACUAAAAGACACAUCCUGGAACUUUGAUGAAGCUACAGGACGUCCAAGAUCAUCAUGUGAAAAUGAAGCAACACAUGGAAAGAAUUUACUUUCGAGGGAUUUUCCACGGCUUUCUUAUGAUGGUAGAGAGAGAAGUCAAUGCUCAUAUGAAUCAAGCAACCUCAAGUCCAGCCCUAAACUGAAAGAGCUCCCUAGACUCUCACUGGACAGCAGAGAGACUUCAGGAUGCAGAAAUUUUCAAAAUAGUAGCUGCUCUACUGACAAGUCCUCUGAGCUACAUCAUUCUUCAGGCAAUCAGAAGCGGCUGCCCAGUGUUGUAGCAAAAUUGAUGGGUCUAGAAACAUUGCCUGAUGCGUUUUCAUCUAUAGAUACUCAAUGUGGUGGUGAAACUUUUGCAAAAUCAUUAAGAUCUAGAAAUCUGAAAACAUCUGCCUCGGAUAAAAGCUCAUCUAAAUGCUCAACUUCACCACGGCGAAAAUAUCAUGAUUUGAUUAGAAAACCUAUUCAAUCUUCUAGGCUCCCUGUUGAAACUGCACCUUGGAGGAAGCUAGAUGGAACUCAAGUUACUAAAAGCACAGCUCUUAGGCCUGUAAAAGGCCCAGCACCGAGCUCCUCCCCCGCUGUUUAUGAUGAAGUCGAGAUGAGGCUGAAAGAUCUUGAAUUUGAACAAUCCAGUAAGGAUCUCAGAGCACUUAAAAAAAUACUUGAGGCAAUUCAAAUUAGGGCACUAUCCGAAAUUGGAAUCGAAGAGAAAACUUCAGUUGUUGGAAUUCAAAGGAACCAAGAACCAAGUUCUUCUAGACCCAAUCAAAAGACCAGGUUGAUGAGCCAACGAAACAGACGGAGCAGUGUAGUUGCCUCCACUGCUAGUGUACCUAAUUCUUCCAAGGCAUAUGAAUCUUCAAUUAUCAUUAUGAGACCUACUAAACCUGUUGAAAAAUCAGUUGUAUCAACCUCAACGAUUCAAAUGGAUCGCUCCCCUAUUCUCCAUAAGCUCCAAAACGAAGGAUUUCCGGAUAAUAAAAAAGGCUCUACCAAUGGCCAAACCGGAGCACGUUAUCCUAAAAGCUCACAAAAGGAUCUUGCUGUUAUUACCUCUGAGAAGAAGUCGAUUUCUAGAAAUAUAAGAUCGCCUCAAACUUCUUCGAAAGCUCAACUAGUACUUAAAGAAAGCAACACGAGCUCAAUGAAAAGUUCAGACGCUGUUAGUCCAAGACUGAGACAUGGGAAGGUUGAGGUGGAGAAACGAUCUCAUCCCACUAAAUCUGAUGCAUACAAACCCAAAAGGAAAAUGAAGCAGACAGACUCGAGUGCCCACUGUGGAAAGAUAAAGCCCAAGACUUCCAGUGUAAGGCAAUGUGAUGAUCAAUCAAGUGAGAUGAACAAUGAACCAAGAGUUUCUAGUUACCAAAGGGAUGACAUGACCCUACAGUCAGAUACUAGUUUAUCCUUGGAUUCAAAGAUAGGUAUUGAGGUGAACAGCAGCAUGCAAUCAACUGAGAUCGAUGACAGCCAGAGACAAGCCAUGGAGGCUGUUGAAUUCUUAACACCUGGCUCAGUUAAAAAGUUAUCAAUGGUGGCUAGUAGUCAAGAUGGGUUGACGGUAGAACAAGAUGCAAUAGCACUAGAGCACCCCAGUCCUGUCUCUGUCCUCGACGCUCCAUCAUUAUAUAGAGACGAUGAAGCGUCUCCAGUGAAAAAAAUUACAAUUUCACUGCAUGGUGAUGAUUCACUAGAUCCUAAUGAGAGGCGUAGUGAAGACCAAUGCAACAUUUCAGAUGACAUCUUUGUAAAUCCUUUAGUUUUAAAUCAUAAUGUGGAGAUUGACAGUAUGAAAUUUGAAAAUAUUGAAGAUCUGAUUCAGAAGCUUGGAUGUUUGAACUCACAUCAUGACGAAGGAGAAAAAGAUUAUAUUGGAUUGUUGUGUGAGAAUGCCAAUCCAGAUCACAGAUACAUCUCGGAGAUAUUGUUAGCUUCUGGUCUUCUACACCGGGAUCUAGGCCAUGGUCUGACCACAUUUCAGCUUCAUCCUUCUGGUAAUCCCAUUGAUCCAGAGUUAUUCUUUGUUUUGGAGAAAACAGAGGUGGGUGGUGUACCGCCAAAAGAAGGGUUCAGCCCAGCAAGAGCUUCCUAUUCAAACAGGGAGAAAGUUGAUAGGAAGCUCAUAUUUGAUGCUGUAAAUGAGAUGCUUAUUGAAAAAUUAGCUAUUGAUGGUGGUGCUCCUGAGCCAUGGUUGAAACCAACAAAGAUUGCAAAAGAAGCUUUUAGUGGGCCAAAGAUUUUGAAGCAAUUGUGUAAUGAAAUAGAACAGUUUCAAGCUAAGAAGUUCAGAUGCAACUUAGACGUAGAGAAGGAUGAUUCAAUGAGCAUUCUGCAAGACGAUGUGAUGCGCCAAUCGAGGAGUUGGACAGAUUUUCGUGGUGACAUCUACGAUGUCGUGUUGGACGUUGAGCGAUCAAUAUUCAAAGACUUGGUUAAUGAGAUCAUUAUUUGGUGACAGAAUUUUGGAAGAUAAACCAUAGGGUGUGCAUUGGCCAGUUUGCUUGCAUUCCCACUGGUGUUUCAACUUGUUAUUUGCUUUCUUACAGUGACAUAAACAUCUGCUCUUUCUUCCCCCAUUUUUUGGUGUCAAGCUCAAUAAUUUGUGAUAAGCAGUUCUGAUCUGGUUGGCUGUUGUGCAAUAUACUUGGCCACAAGAAUCAAAAUCAAUGAAAAUAUUUUGUUCCUAUUUCAUUCUA
This is a messenger RNA of Benincasa hispida (wax gourd), 4369 nucleotides long. Its product is annotated as protein LONGIFOLIA 2-like. Lineage: Eukaryota; Viridiplantae; Streptophyta; Magnoliopsida; Cucurbitales; Cucurbitaceae. Gene Ontology annotation, biological process: regulation of monopolar cell growth. The record is from RefSeq and is a predicted model, not a curated record.